This is a messenger RNA of Ruditapes philippinarum (Manila clam), 422 nucleotides long. RefSeq lists its product as uncharacterized. Lineage: Eukaryota; Metazoa; Mollusca; Bivalvia; Venerida; Veneridae. Bases 85 to 387 code for a protein of 100 amino acids. The transcript is spliced from 2 exons. The record is from RefSeq and is a predicted model, not a curated record.
GAUCAUUGCGAAACUACACAUGUUAAUCUAGAAGUUUUGUUUACGAUUAUUAUCGACAGGUUACACGUAUUUUCUUUGCGUAAAAUGGCCGAAGAGCUAGAGGAACUAGAGAGCCUUUUAUCAGAGCAUUUUGGCAGAACACCGUUGACUACACCCUGCAAUACCCAGGAAGAUGUUAGUAGCGACAGCGGUUCUGACCAAGACAUCGGGGAAAAUAGUAUAGUGAAGAGCCGUGUGCGAGACUUCCUUUACCAGGAUAGAGGUGCAAGUACUGGUGCAAAUGGUUGUUCGGAAGACAUUGAAAGGGAUGAAGAGCUUGAAUGGUCCGAUGAAGAUGAAGUCUGUGAUGAUUAUGUUGAACCAGAUUCUGACCGGCAGCAUGUUUAACUUUAUAAAUCUAGUAAAUGUUGUAGGUUAGCAUG